CGAGGGAGGAGUGUGGGAAGAGGAAGGAAAAAAAGAGCGAGACAGCCAGGGGAAGAGAAAGAUGUCACUGUCUAAUCUCCCUGUCAUUUUUAUUUCCAGCAGGCGCCGGGCGAAGGAGCUGCUAGAACAAUGCUGAGGCGGGCGAAGUGAGCAGCGGCCCGGCUGCGUGCUGUGUGCGGAAACCCAGAAGGAGCGUCUCGAACAGGUGAUCGCAGGAGCCGGAAACUGAGGCCACCUGGGCAUUCCUCCCUUCGCCUUGGCCGUACCCGGCACCCAAGAGAAGGUGGGGGAACCAUGGCGACCAAUUUCAACGACAUCGUCAAGCAAGGCUACGUGAAGAUGAAGAGCAGGAAGCUUGGGAUCUACCGCAGGUGCUGGCUGGUGUUCCGGAAGUCCUCCAGCAAGGGGCCCCAGCGGCUGGAGAAGUAUCCGGAUGAGAAGUCAGUGUGCCUCCGAGGCUGCCCCAAGGUGACCGAGAUCAGCAAUGUGAAGUGUGUCACGAGGCUCCCCAAGGAGACCAAGAGGCAGGCGGUGGCCAUCAUAUUCACUGAUGACUCAGCCCGUACCUUCACCUGCGACUCAGAGCUGGAGGCAGAGGAGUGGUACAAGACGCUGUCCGUGGAGUGUCUGGGGUCGCGGCUCAACGACAUCAGUCUGGGAGAGCCGGACCUCCUGGCCCCAGGGGUGCAGUGUGAGCAGACAGAUCGCUUCAACGUCUUCCUGCUGCCCGGCCCCAACCUGGAUGUGUAUGGCGAGUGCAAGCUGCAGAUCACCCACGAGAACAUCUACCUCUGGGACAUACACAACCCCCGCGUGAAGCUCGUCUCAUGGCCCCUCUGCUCACUGCGCCGCUACGGCCGGGACGCCACACGCUUUACCUUUGAGGCUGGCCGGAUGUGUGACGCUGGGGAAGGGCUCUACACCUUCCAGACGCAGGAAGGGGAACAGAUUUACCAGCGGGUCCACAGUGCCACCCUGGCCAUCGCCGAGCAACACAAGCGGGUCCUGCUAGAAAUGGAGAAGAAUGUGAGGCUGCUGAACAAGGGCACAGAACAUUACUCCUACCCCUGCACGCCCACUACCAUGCUGCCCCGCAGUGCCUACUGGCACCACAUCACGGGCUCCCAGAAUAUUGCUGAGGCCUCCAGCUAUGCCGGUGAGGGGUAUGGGGCAGCCCAGGCCAGCUCAGAAACGGACCUCCUCAACAGAUUCAUCCUGCUAAAGCCAAAGCCCAGCCAGGGGGACAGCAGCGAGGCCAAGACCCCAGCCCAGUGACAGCAGGGCUAGUGUGCACUGGUGACUGCGGGGGCUGCCUGCUGUGGGCUGACUGCAGCGUGCUGGGGACAGCCUCAAGAAGCUGCUGGCCAAGGGCCUGGAGAGAGGGAGCAAGCUGUCCCUUCCUUGCCCCCAUGAGUGAGGCUGGACCAAGGCAAAGGGCUGGCCACACCACCUGAGCAUGUGUUGAGGGGCUGGAGCUACCAUGGGACUAUAUACUGUUAAUGAUUUUAAUAUAUACCGCUUAAUACAUAUUCUAUAUUAAUGAAUUUCCCCGUCCCUCCCUGCCACUACAUACACAUUUUUUAAUCCCAUGACCAGGCCACAGUCAAGGCUGGUUUUGAAGGUGCCUGUCCUCCAUGGUACAGCCCUCCUGCUGCCAGAAUUGCUUGAGCUGCCAGGGCCAGAGGGAGACAACCAGAACUCAAGGCUGGCGCUGACUGCGGGCCUUUCCCAGGCAGCCCUGGGGCGAACACAGUAGGUGGCUUCCCAACUCCUCUGGGCCUAGAACGGCACCGAGCUUACACUGUGCCACUUGGUAGCCUUGCACUUGGGAGUUUUAAGCACAGGUGACAUCUGGUUGACACCUCAGGUGAAAAUCUAGUUUGAAAAAGGAAAUUUCUGCCCAGGUUCCUUCCUACUUAGUAAGUAGGCUGAGAAGUUACCCUGGAGGUAGGGGUGCUGGUAACCUUGGGGAGGAUGCCAGUCCCGAGCUCUGUCCUGACCCAGGGCCAGGCCAGGAGGGAAGGCCGCGGCAGGACUGCUGUGGGGAGCACCCCUGCUGCCCCCUCACUGACAUGGGAUGGGCAAUGCCCCCCUCUGCGGGGCCCCUCUCCGUUUGGCCACCCACUGGCCAGCCAAAAGCACUCAGAAACCGAGCCUUUCCCACUUCCUCCUCCCCACAUGGUGCUGAGGCUCCCUGCUGAAAUGCAAUUAAAGCAAUUGAUUUUCUAGUGCUGGUAUUUAUUGACUACCGGGCAGAAGGGCUAUCUUUCUAUUCACAUCAAACCUUUGGUUGUGUGUGUGGUUUAUGUUUUUGUUUUGUUUUUUUAAGUAUGUUAGGGUUCUAAUUUGUGGGAACAGACCUUGUUACCUUGUUGUAAAUAACCACUAUUCAAGUUGUGGCAGGAUGACAAAGAGGCCCCUCCAGCAGAGCCCUGGAGCCAGGGAGGUGGCCGCAGCCAGCUCAGCUCUGCGCCUGACCCGGGAAUACCCACCCAGAGGAAUGAGCGAGCCUGAAGAGCCUGGCCCCAGGCCUUGGCGAGGAGGCAGAGCUGGCUGGCUCAGCUAGUGGCACGAUGACGCAUGAAGGAGAUUAUGUUGUGCUCUUUAUUGCCAAAAAUAAAAACUUUUAAAAAGACAA
This is a messenger RNA of Hipposideros armiger (great roundleaf bat), 2638 nucleotides long. It is a transcript of the gene DOK4, whose product is annotated as docking protein 4. The transcript is spliced from 8 exons. NCBI's taxonomy places the organism in Eukaryota, Metazoa, Chordata, Mammalia, Chiroptera, Hipposideridae. Bases 295 to 1275 code for a protein of 326 amino acids. Gene Ontology annotation, biological process: cell surface receptor protein tyrosine kinase signaling pathway. Gene Ontology annotation, cellular component: cytoplasm. The record is from RefSeq and is a predicted model, not a curated record.